Molecule: messenger RNA, 1281 nt
Organism: Plenodomus lingam JN3
Lineage: Eukaryota; Fungi; Ascomycota; Dothideomycetes; Pleosporales; Leptosphaeriaceae
Source: RefSeq, a predicted model, not a curated record
AUGUCGGAUGAGGACGAACCGUUGAUCAUCGCCCCGGGCGGCGAUUUCAUCCUCGAUGUCGCCCAGGAAGAGGAAGGACCGCGUUUCUCAUACCGCGUAGAUUCAAAAGUCCUGCAAGAAAAGUCAAGAUACUUUGAGAACCUGCUCAGCGACCGCUUCAGCGAGGGACAGCAUUUGACUGCGGCCCUGGAAGCCUUGAGAAUGGGUGGGCACGCGACCAUGGCAGAUGUCCCAGUAGAGAAGCUACCACAUGUGUCUGUGGUCAACGUGGGCAGAACAGGAAUCACCAAGACUACCUCGCUUAUAAGACUAGUCGCAGACUUUUUAUGCGCUUUACACGGUCUGAAUCUCGACGCAGCGAAACUGCCCAUUGCCAAUUUAGCCAACCUCGCCGUUGUAGCCGACCGUUUCGAUGCGGUGGCAUGCUUGUCCAAAUUUGUGCACAAACGAUACAACUUGGCCCUACUCGAUGCAAAACCGAAAGGCAAAUCGGCCCCGUUGACAGAGGAGAAAGUACGUCAGAAGUUGUUUAUUGGCCUUUACUUUGAUAUGCCCAUGUGGGUGGCAAAGUACUCGAAGCAUCUCGUAAUACGAGACUCGGUGCAGUGGCGGCCAGAGACGGAGGAGGAUCACGCCAAGGCGCUGUGGUGGGACAUACCAAAUGGGAUCGAGGAGGAAAUGAUCCAGCGACGAGAGUACAUCUUAGAGACGAUCAAUUCUCUCCAGGCGCAUUUUCUCAAGCUUUACACUACCGGAGAGCGACAAUGCAAACUUGGCUACGACACCUCGAUCCAAUGCGACUCCUUUCAACUCGGUGAGAUGGUCCGCUUCUUCCACAAAAUUGACACCGUGCGCCUGCAAGGUAAAAUCUACGACAACGCCGAGCCAGUAUAUUACCUCGGUGACAUCGAGCGUCUCCUAACCUCAUUCCGGCAAUGCUCAAAUUACCAGGUCGACAUGAAUCACGCGCACUGCGGUCUGCGAUCACGACUCAUCCCACUGCUUGACCUAAUUCAGCAUCAUUUGAGUCUGGAGACUGGAACUCUGGACAUUGGCAUCUGUGCUGAGUGUUGGCACAACGAGAGAGACAGGUACGCGUGGUCUCUGGCGAAGAGACCGGUGAUGUGGGUGCACACUAGGUCUAUAUUCUCUGGUCAGACUGCAGGUCAUGCGCGCAAAGGAAAUCCUCAGCAAAAGCCGAGUGACUGUCUCGGUCGACAUGUUGCGGUAAGAGACAUGUAUAUGGCGGUGGACAGGCACUGGAGGGCAAAUUCGUUUUAG